AUCAUUUAUUAUCUCCAAUUUGUUCUUAUUUCCCGAGAAAAAACAUAGAUAACAAUUUUUGUAUGCCAAAUGUGUAAUUUCCAUUAUUACUUGCAUGAUAUCACCUCACCUCAUAUGUGUCUAUAUAUAAUCUAUAGACAACCUUGUUCUAUAUCCGAACGAAAGCUUUUCCAUUACUACUCAAUAGUAAUUUCCAUAGUUGGGUAGACAUGUCAAGUUCUAACGGUACCCAUCGUCUUCCUCAAGUAGUUCUCCUGACCAGCUCUGGUGCAGGUCAUCUUACACCUUUACUUCGCGUAGCUGCGUUACUUCUUCACCAUAACUGUCAAAUAACUCUAAUCACUUGCCAUCCUAUUCUCACACUCGCCGAGUCUCAACUCAUCUCUAAGUUCCUAUCAGCUUUUCCUCAAGUCAAAGAAAAACAACUUCAUCUUCUUCCUCAUGAUCCCAAUAAUGUCAAUUCUAAUAUUGACGACCCUUUUCUUCUCCAAUGGGAAACUGCUCGUCGUUCAGUUCGUCAUCUUCUCUUGCCACUUCUCUUGUCAUUAUCUCCAUUUCCUUCUGCUCUUGUCUCUGACGUAACCUUAUUUCCCUCCGUCAUUGAAAUUACUGAAAAUUUAAAUCUUCCUGUCUAUGUUCAAUUCCCUUCUUGUGCAAGAAUGUUCUGUCUUUUCGCUUAUUUUAGUGCAUACAUGACUUCUUCUUCCACUAGAUCUAAUGAUAAUAAUGAUGUUAUUGAAAUUCCAGGCGUUUGGCCAAUGGCUAAAUCGACAGUCCCUCCUUUACUUCUCGAACCGAAAAGCAUCUUCUACUCCAUUUUCAUGGAAGAUAGUAAGAAGAUCCCUAAGUUGAGCGGCAUUUUUAUUCCAACCCUUGAAACGUUAGAAUCAGAGUCAUUAACUGCUCUUAAUAGCGGUAAAGUAGUUGAUGGGGUGCCGCCUAUAUAUCCUAUUGUACUUAUGCCAUGUGAUUUUGAGAAACAUCUUCAAGAAGAAAACAAAAUAAUGAAAUGGCUUGACAAUCAAUCUCCAAGGUCAGUAGUGUAUAUGAAUUUUGGCAGCAAAGCAGCCAUGUCAAGAAAGCAGAUAAAAGAGAUAGGAAACGGAUUAAUAACGAGUGCGUAUCCGUUUCUUUGGGUAGUAAAAGAUAAAGAACUUGAUAAAGAAGAUACAGAGAGCUUGAAUGAGGUUCUUGGAAAUGAUUUAAUGGAGAAGCUAGAAAGAAAAGGGUUAGUAGUUAAAGAAUGGGUUAACCAAGGAGAGAUUCUUGGUCACGAAGCAGUAGGUGGAUUUGUAAGUCAUUGUGGGUGGAACUCAGUGCUUGAGGCUAUAUGGCAUGGCGUGCGCUUGCUUGCAUGGCCUCCAAAAGGAGAUCAGAAGGUAAAUGCAGAGGCAAUCGACAGGGGUGGGUUUGGUUUGUGGACAAGAACUUGGGGAUGGGCUGCAGAGAUGGUAGUGAAAGGGGAAGAACUUGGGGAAAGAAUUAAAGAAAUGAUGACAAGUGAAGAGUUGAAAUUGAGAGCUGAACACAUUAGGGUGGAGGCAAGGAAGGCUGUCGGUGAUGGUGGUAGCAAUGAAAUUGUGAUCAAGGAACUAAUUGAGAAAUGGAAGUAAAUGUAUUAGGGUUCAUGAACUGAGUUUUCUCCGGUAAUUAGUAUUACUAAAUAAAUCACUAUGUUAUGUUGAAUCUUUAUGUUAUUUAUUUUUAGUUGCUUGGAAAAAGAGAAUUGAAAUCUGAACUUUUAUUGUCAGACUGUAUAUGUAUUUACCAAUAAAUUAUAUUUUGAUGUACAUAUUAAAUUUUAUUUAAA
Jatropha curcas is the source of this 1810-nucleotide messenger RNA. RefSeq names its product UDP-glycosyltransferase 708G1-like. NCBI's taxonomy places the organism in Eukaryota, Viridiplantae, Streptophyta, Magnoliopsida, Malpighiales, Euphorbiaceae. Gene Ontology annotation, molecular function: UDP-glucosyltransferase activity. The record is from RefSeq and is a predicted model, not a curated record.